Molecule: messenger RNA, 2753 nt
Organism: Cynocephalus volans (Philippine flying lemur)
Lineage: Eukaryota; Metazoa; Chordata; Mammalia; Dermoptera; Cynocephalidae
Gene: CSK
Product: C-terminal Src kinase
Exons: 14
Coding region: 756-2108 (450 amino acids)
Biological process (GO): regulation of Fc receptor mediated stimulatory signaling pathway; protein phosphorylation; adherens junction organization
Molecular function (GO): protein binding; non-membrane spanning protein tyrosine kinase activity; ATP binding
Source: RefSeq, a predicted model, not a curated record
CCUCUGGCCGGGCCUGCGAGCUUCCUCCCAGCGGAGCCCCGGGCGAGCCGAGGUUGGUCGCCGCAGCCGAGCCCGCCACCGCCCUCCCGCUCCCGCUCCACUCCGCACCCUGCCCCGGGGGUCCUGCCGGGGCGGGGUCCGAGCAGGGCGACCGCCCGGCCGCGCCACCGUCGGGGUCGUCCCCAGGCUAGCCGUCCCUCCCGCCCCAGCCAGGCUCUGGCCGCCGGAGCCUCCCGGGCGUGGAGCGUGGGGAGCCCCCGCCUUCCCCGAUCGAGCGUCCGGGGCGGCCCCCGGCAGCCGGCGCGACGUUCCAAAGUCGAACCUCGGUGGCUGCGUUCGGAAGCGGAACUCUGCCGGGGCCGCGCCGGCUACAUUGUUUCCUCCCCCCCGACUCCCUCCCGCCCCCCUUUCCCCGCCUUUCUUCCCUCCCCGACCCCGGCCGCGCGGCCAUCCCCCUGCCUCUGUCUGGCAGCCCCUCCUCCCCUCUCUUUGCACCCAUUCCUCUUUGUACCGCACCCCCUGGGGACCCCUGCGCCCCUCCCCUCCCCCCUGGCCGCAUGGACCGUCCCGCAGGCCGCUGAUGCCGCCCGCGGCGAGGUGGCCCGGACUGCAGCGCCCGAGAGAGAAGUCAGCAUUGCCCCAUGUGGUUUCUUGAGGAUUAAAUGACUGGCGCAGGGCCCCAAACCAGGUUGGCUCUAAUGGUACCAAGUGAUAGGUCAGCCUUCCUGUGACACAGGGACGCCAGAUCUGAGAAGAUGUCGGCAAUACAGGCCGCCUGGCCAUCCGGUACAGAAUGUAUUGCCAAGUACAACUUCCAUGGCACCGCUGAGCAGGACCUUCCCUUCUGCAAAGGAGAUGUGCUCACCAUUGUGGCUGUCACCAAGGACCCCAACUGGUACAAAGCCAAGAACAAGGUGGGCCGUGAGGGCAUCAUCCCAGCCAACUAUGUCCAGAAGCGGGAGGGCGUAAAGGCGGGUACCAAACUCAGCCUCAUGCCCUGGUUCCAUGGCAAGAUCACACGGGAGCAGGCCGAGCGGCUUCUCUACCCGCCAGAGACAGGCCUGUUUCUGGUGCGGGAGAGCACCAACUACCCCGGGGACUACACGCUGUGCGUGAGCUGCGAAGGCAAGGUGGAGCACUACCGCAUCAUGUACCAUGCCAGCAAGCUCAGCAUCGACGAGGAGGUGUACUUCGAGAACCUCAUGCAGCUGGUGGAGCACUACACCUCAGACGCAGAUGGGCUCUGUACUCGCCUCAUCAAACCAAAGGUCAUGGAGGGCACAGUGGCGGCCCAGGAUGAGUUCUACCGCAGUGGCUGGGCACUGAACAUGAAGGAAUUGAAGCUGCUGCAGACCAUUGGGAAGGGGGAGUUUGGAGAUGUGAUGCUGGGCGAUUACCGAGGGAACAAAGUUGCUGUCAAGUGCAUUAAGAACGAUGCCACUGCCCAGGCCUUUCUGGCUGAAGCCUCGGUCAUGACGCAACUGCGGCACAGCAACCUGGUACAGCUUCUGGGCGUGAUCGUGGAGGAGAAGGGCGGGCUCUACAUCGUCACUGAGUACAUGGCCAAGGGGAGCCUGGUGGACUAUCUGCGGUCACGGGGUCGGUCGGUGCUGGGCGGAGACUGUCUCCUCAAGUUCUCACUAGACGUCUGUGAGGCCAUGGAAUAUCUGGAGGGCAACAACUUCGUACACCGGGAUCUGGCUGCCCGCAAUGUGCUGGUGUCUGAGGACAACGUGGCCAAGGUCAGUGACUUUGGCCUUACCAAGGAGGCCUCCAGCACCCAGGACACAGGCAAACUGCCAGUCAAGUGGACAGCUCCCGAGGCCCUGAGAGAGAAGAAAUUCUCCACCAAGUCUGAUGUGUGGAGUUUUGGAAUCCUUCUCUGGGAAAUCUACUCCUUUGGGCGAGUGCCUUAUCCAAGAAUUCCCCUGAAGGAUGUCGUCCCUCGGGUGGAGAAGGGCUACAAGAUGGAUGCCCCCGAUGGCUGCCCACCUGCAGUCUACGAGGUCAUGAAGAAUUGCUGGCACCUGGAUGCCGCCGUGCGGCCCUCCUUCCUACAGCUUCGAGAGCAGCUCGAGCACAUCAAAACCCACGAGCUGCGCCUGUGACCACCAGCCUCGGCCCAGUCACGGGCCUGUGGGGACUGAACCCGGAAGGUUGUGGACCCUGCUUGCUGGGCCCAAACUGGAACUGAGCCCCAGCGGGCCGGUGGGCCUCUUUCCUCUGCCCCAGCCUAUGCCCCCUCUGGCCCCCAGGGACCCUGCCUAGGCCUGGCACCUUCUCUUGUGGACCCGCCUCUGGGGCUUGGGGAGCCCACUGAAGGGGCCAAGAAUGGAGGAGGCUGAAGAGCAAGAGGCAGCGCCCCUACAGUGGUCAGGCUUCCUGGGCCUCCCAUCGCUCGCCUUCUUAGAGUUUUCAUUCCCUUCCUUUUUUGAGAUUUUUUUCUGUGUGUUUAUUUUUUAUUAUUUUUCAAGAUACAGAGAAAGAAAAUACCCAGCAAAUGGGCAUUUUACAAGAAGUACGAAUCUUAUUUUUCCUGCCCCGCCCACAAGGGUCAGGGCGGGAUCAGGACCCAUCACCCCAGCCUUGUCCCCAUUCCGUGUUCUGUGUCCCAUGUCGCCUCGGUCCGCCCCGUGUUUGCGCUUGACCAUGUUGCACUGUUUGCAUGUGCCCAAGGCAGACGUCUGUCAGGGGCUUGGAUUUCAUGUGCCACUGCCGCUCGCCACCCGCCUUGUGAGAUGGAAUCGUAAUAA